Molecule: messenger RNA, 2361 nt
Organism: Mucor mucedo
Lineage: Eukaryota; Fungi; Mucoromycota; Mucoromycetes; Mucorales; Mucoraceae
Exons: 4
Coding region: 1-2361 (786 amino acids)
Source: RefSeq, a predicted model, not a curated record
AUGAUCGCGUUUCUUUUUUUCGAAAACUUAAUGUGCCAAUUAGCACUUCUAGCGUUUUUUCUGCCUGCUUUUUCUCGCUUUUGGGGAAAUCGCCUGCUUUUUUUCCUUCGGGAGAAUUUGCCUGCGGUCUUGUCUUCUGUCUGGCUCUUUGUUGUUGGUAGUCGCCGACCAUACCAAAGUCCGCCAGUCCCAAUUGGUGAUGUCUUCGUCUUGGUAGAUGGUGUAAUUACGCCAAUCAGCCUCAUCAACCAAACUGAAGCUGUUUCUUCCGCUUCCUCCCCGCCUCCUGCUCCUGUGGCUGCUCCUGUUUCUUUCGGCUUUUUACCUCCUGUCGUUGAAACCAGUCGAGCUUGGUCUUUCGUGCCCAUUCCUCCUCCUGUAGCAACACAACCACCACCUUGUUACAGCUUGGAUUGUGCUUGUGUCGCUGGCCUUCCUUGUCUUGGCCAAGGAUUGUUUCCGGAGUCGGUUGCUCUCCCGCGCCACAAUCAGUUUGGCACCUCUUUGUCGUUGUUUUCUGCCGUGUGGCAAAACGAAGUUUCCUCUGGUUCUGUCGGUGGUGCGCCCAUUGGUCAGUUGAGCUCUCGUCGUGAGACCUCUCUUCCUUUGGCCCAUUGUGAGGGUCCCUUGGAUUAUGUUUUGUCGUUGGCGUCGCCUCGUGCGGACAACCCUUCUUUUGCGGUUUCUUCCCCUUCUGGGGAUAACGCACUCCCAGCGGUUUCUUUCCCUUCGGGGGAUAACGCUGUUGAAGCGGUUUCUUCUCCUGUUGGAGAUAACGCUUCCUUUGCGGUUUCUUCCCCUUCUGGGGAUAACGCAAUCCCAGCGGUUUCUUUCCCUUCGGGGGAUAACGCUGUCGAAACGGUUUCUUCUCCUUUUGGAGAUAACGUUUCCCUUGCGGUUUCUUCCCCUUCUGGGGAUAACGCACUCCCAGCGGUUUCUUUCCCUUCGGGGGAUAACGCUGUUGAAGCGGUUUCUUCUCCUUUUGGAGAUAACGCUUCCUUUGCGGUUUCUUCCCCUUCUGGGGAUAACGCAAUCCCAGCGGUUUCUUUCCCUUCGGGGGAUAACGCUGUUGAAACGGUUUCUUCUCCUUUUGGAGAUAACGUUUCCCUUGCGGUUUCUUCCCCUUCUGGGGAUAACGCAAUCCCGGCCGUUCCUUCUUUGAUGGAGGAUAUUGCUUCCUUCUUGUUAUCUUCCUCCGUGGAAAAUGACAAUGAACUGGCGGUUUCUUCCCCUUUUGGGGAUAACGCUAUCACGGCCAAUCCUUCUUUGAUGGAGGAUAUUGCAUCCUUCUUGGUGUCUUCUUCUGUGGAAGAUGACGUUGAGCCAGCGGUUUCUUCCCCCCAUGGGGAUAACGCUUUGCCUUCCGUCGUUGGUGGUGCGUCGGUUGGUCUUGGUUCUUUUGGAGAUGGAACCCUCUCUCCUGUCUCUUCCGCGGGUCUGGCCUUGCCAGAGAUUGAUUCCCUUUCGCCCGUUGUUGUGCCCGAUCCUUCCCCGUCGGCAUCACCUGGUGUAUCGGCGUUGGAGGUGUUGGACCCUGUCCCGCCCUCCCCUACCUUCACGCCUGGGAAUUUGGCAUCUCCUGUUCUCUUUCCUCGUCUUUCUCUCCGGCUCUCUUUGGCUGGUGCUGCUUUUGAGGAGUUGCGCUCUCCCUCUCUCUCACCUCUCCUCAACACGGGGAAUCUCGCUUCGCCUGUUCUUCGUCCUCGUCCUUCCUUCCGGGAGUUAGUGGCCGCCGCUCCCCCGCCAGAGACGUUAAAUCUUCUUCCGAAGACACCGGUGUGGUCUCCUGUUGCCUCUCCUUCUGCUGAGGUAGAGCCACAAGUAGGAGAAAAACGAAGAUCCCGUUCUCCUGUGCCUCCUUUUUCUCCCCGGCGUCGACUCGACUCUGGUCUUGAUGAGGACGUUCUUUUGUUGCCUCCUCCCGCUCUUCCUUUGGGCACUGCUGCUUCUUCUGUUGCUUCCUCCCUUCCUCCUGUUUCUUCUGCUGUCUUGGCAGCCUCUGAGGAGUUGGUUGUUGCUUCCCCUCUGCCCGUGUUUGUUGCGGCUCCUGCCUUUUCGGAGGUCACCGUUGCUUCCUCCUCUUCUUCGGUCCUGUCUGGAACCCGUGUUGCUUCGGCCACUCUUGUUGUGUCUUCUCCGUCGCCCGUGCUUUCUGAUUCUCCUUUGCCCGCUGAUGGGGCUCCGAUUAUCCCUGAUCCCCCUGUCCGUCGAACUCGCAUCGCUGACCUCAUUGGUCCGUAUACGGACUUGCGGGAUCAGGGAUACAAGGACCCCUUCGCCAUACUAGAUGGUGCCCAAAGGGGUUUACUUGAGCGUUUAACUGCAGCCGCAAAUGAUUCUAUGAAAUGGAACGAUGUCUAA